GCCUCCCGCCACCUCCAGCGUCCCGCAUCGCGCCGUCACCGGCCGGCGGCUCGAGAGCGCGGGAGAGGGGCAGGCGCCGUCCAACCCGGACGCGGGCACAGCUAGUAAGGGGCGAGGCGCGGGGACGCCAAGCUGGCUACGAUGGUGGCCACAUGCCUGCAGGUAGUGGGCUUCGUCACGAGCUUCGUGGGAUGGAUCGGCAUCAUCGUCACCACGUCUACCAAUGACUGGGUGGUGACAUGCGGCUACACCAUCCCCACCUGCCGCAAGCUGGACGAGCUGGGCUCCAAGGGGCUGUGGGCCGACUGCGUCAUGGCCACGGGGCUGUAUCACUGCAAGCCCCUGGUGGACAUCCUCAUCCUGCCGGGCUAUGUGCAGGCCUGCCGAGCCCUGAUGAUCGCUGCCUCCGUCCUGGGUCUGCCGGCUAUUCUCCUGCUGCUCACAGUUCUCCCGUGCAUCCGAAUGGGCCACGAGCCUGGUGUGGCCAAGUACAGGCGGGCCCAGCUGGCUGGUGUCAUGCUCAUUCUUGUGGCUCUCUGCGCCAUGGUCGCCACCAUCUGGUUCCCCGUGUGCGCCCACCGUGAGACCACCAUCGUGAGCUUUGGCUACUCCCUGUAUGCGGGCUGGAUCGGUGCUGUGCUGUGCCUCGUGGGGGGCUGUGUCAUCGUCUGCUGCGCUGGAGAUGCCCAGGCGUUCGGGGAAAAUCGUUUCUACUACUCUUCAGGCUCCAGUUCCCCAACUCACGCCAAGAGUGCGCACGUAUAAGACAGCUGCCAGCCUGCCCACGGAGGUGCUGUAGAUGCCGGGCCCCUGGCCCUAGGUUCGCUUGCCACUGCGAGGGGGUGGGAAGCCCACUCCUCUGCCAGGCUCCAAAGCCAAAGUUCUAGAAGGGCAUCCUGUCUGGCAUUCUGUAGUCUUAACAUCUCCUUCUCCUUCUGUCGCCUUAAAAGAAAUGUUUAGCUCAGAUAAUGCCGCACAUUUUUUUUCCCAUGGUUUUGCCCAUUACUAGCUCUUUUCUUGGGCAUUCUUUUGUCAUACAUAUAUAUAUGUAUAUAUAUGUACACACACAUAUAUAUAUUAAAAAAUUUUUCCUCUCUCUUUAAAUUUCAAAUAUCUUGCAAACAUUGCCGAGUUGGGUGUGGGGAGAGAAAUAAAAGACACUUUCAAACUGUUACAGAUGACAAUGGGAGCCUCAUAGAGAUGCCUCUCUGUUCCCUCCCUCCUCUCAGCUCCAAGGUCACUUAGUUAUAACCAAUAGAAAAAGAUAGAAUUGGGAA
Messenger RNA from Dama dama (fallow deer), 1277 nucleotides. It is a transcript of the gene CLDN11, whose product is annotated as claudin 11. The coding region runs from base 142 to 765 and encodes 207 amino acids. Gene Ontology annotation, biological process: cell adhesion; bicellular tight junction assembly. Lineage: Eukaryota; Metazoa; Chordata; Mammalia; Artiodactyla; Cervidae. The transcript is spliced from 3 exons. Gene Ontology annotation, cellular component: bicellular tight junction; plasma membrane. Gene Ontology annotation, molecular function: structural molecule activity. The record is from RefSeq and is a predicted model, not a curated record.